GGGUGCACAUAUUGCGGGGUGACCCUGCGGUCAUCAGAACGCCAUAUCUCCACCUCAUUGGCCCUGGAACCUCACAAUCCCCGUCUCACCCCGUUAUAUAACGGCCUUGGCAGCAGCAGUCCUCAAGGCCGCCGGGACCGCCGUCAACAGAAUAAAUAGCGGAGGGAUCCAGAGCGGCACUCAAACAAAUCCAGCCACAGGUGUAUCCCGCCAUGCUGCGUCUCAUCGCUCUCCUCGCCGCCCUCUGCGCAGUCGCUCAUGGCUGCCCCACCAUCCUCACCAAGUCUCAGUGGGGGGGUCGUGCCGCCACCUGCAGGACAGCCAUGGCCACUCCAGUCACAUACGUGGUCAUCCACCACACUGAGGGCACCGCCUGUACCACCCAAUCCGCCUGCAUCACCCAAGCUAAGAACAUCCAGAGCUACCACAUGAACAGCAACGCCUGGUGCGACAUCGGCUACAGCUUCCUUGUUGGUGAAGACGGCAACGCAUACGAGGGGCGUGGAUGGACAUCUGUGGGAGCGCACGCCCCCAACUACAACUCCAACUCCAUUGGCAUCAGCGUCUUCGGCUCCUUCAUCAGCCGUAACCCCAACACCGCAGCCAUAAAUGCAGUCAAGAGUCUCAUCAGCUGCGGCGUCACCAAAGGAUACAUCAAGUCUGCCUACAUCCUGAAGGGACAUCGCAACGUCACCGCCACCGACUGCCCCGGAAACACCUUCUACAACACAGUCAAGACCUGGCCCCGCUUCCAGGCGUAAUCCCCGGGGGUAACUCGCCCCGCUUCCAGCUGUAAUCCCGCUGUGUAACUCGCCCCAGAGAGGAUCCAGCAUGUGACGGAAAUAAA
Messenger RNA from Bufo gargarizans (Asiatic toad), 847 nucleotides. RefSeq names its product peptidoglycan-recognition protein SC2-like. Bases 213 to 761 code for a protein of 182 amino acids. The record is from RefSeq and is a predicted model, not a curated record. Gene Ontology annotation, molecular function: N-acetylmuramoyl-L-alanine amidase activity; zinc ion binding; peptidoglycan binding. The transcript has 6 exons. NCBI's taxonomy places the organism in Eukaryota, Metazoa, Chordata, Amphibia, Anura, Bufonidae. Gene Ontology annotation, biological process: innate immune response; peptidoglycan catabolic process.